AUGUUAGAAUUAGACUUUCAUGUGCGUAUCAACCCGGACUACGAGAAGUCCAUGCACAAUUUCCACGGUUAUGUGGAGGUGAACGUAGGCGGAGUGUGGGGCUCCGUGUGCAACCGAGGCUGGACCAACAAGGACGCCUUUGUGGCCUGCAAGCAGAUGGGCUAUGCAGGUGGAUACGCCUACAGACCUCCGAAGAACAGUUCAAACUUGAUUCUGAUGGAUAAUGUGCGUUGUCAUGGUGAUGAGGACUCGCUGCUGAAUUGCCCCUACGACAAGUGGGCGGUGACCACCGGCUGUGAUUUCUAUACCAAGCGUGCCGGGGUGUUAUGCUACAAUGACACAAAUAACUAUGCCCGUGUUCUUCCAAGCACUCUCGGCCCGGAUGGAGUUCAGAGGAGGAAAGAAAUCAGGGGCUAAUUAUGAAGGAAGCAUCUAAUGAGCAGCCCAAUAAUGCUGGAUAUGAUAUUUAGUCUGUUGACUUUGAAUCUCUCGAAAGCUUCAAUAUUGUGCAGAUAAGAUUUCAGCGGUAGUGAUCACAGCGGUAAACGUCGUCGGAACCAAAACUUUGUUUACGCUUAGAAUACGUAUAUCUUGUGUUUUGAUCUUGAGUUCUUGCUUAAUGAAGUAUUUUAGUCUGGGUCUUCGAAGUUAAUAAUUAUCUUGACGUUGUUGAGAAUGUGUGAUGUGCACUGUGUGGUACUUAGUAUGUAUAUUUGCAAUUAAACACUUGAUAUUUAUAGUAUUUAUAUACUAUACAU
Molecule: messenger RNA, 758 nt
Organism: Dreissena polymorpha
Lineage: Eukaryota; Metazoa; Mollusca; Bivalvia; Myida; Dreissenidae
Product: neurotrypsin-like
Exons: 4
Coding region: 1-417 (138 amino acids)
Cellular component (GO): membrane
Source: RefSeq, a predicted model, not a curated record